Molecule: messenger RNA, 915 nt
Organism: Gekko japonicus
Lineage: Eukaryota; Metazoa; Chordata; Lepidosauria; Squamata; Gekkonidae
Product: calcium-binding and coiled-coil domain-containing protein 2-like
Exons: 1
Coding region: 1-915 (304 amino acids)
Source: RefSeq, a predicted model, not a curated record
AUGGAGAACAGGAAGAAAAUGCUGGUAGAAGCCCCUGAUAGUGUCAACCCCAAGAGCAGGAAAUGCGGAGAGACUCCUCCCCUUUCUGCCAAGCGAGAGAGCUGGCCUCACAUGACCCCUUUGCCCCCAUCCCUGCACAAGCAGCUCUUACAGAAGAGUCUCAAGGAGGAGAAAUGGGCCUUGCAAGAAGAAAUCAAGAAGUUCUGGGAAAAACGCAGGGCCCUGCGUGUGGAAAUCAAAGCUUUCCGGGAGAAUAACAAAACCAAGACCUUGUGGGAGGAUAUCCGCAACUAUAAACAGAGGAACAAGGGAUUCUUGGAGGAGAUCAAUAACUACUUGGAGGACCGAGGACUUUUCAUGUUGGAGAUCAACCACUUCCGAAGGAAAAAGCUGGACGUUCUGGAGAAGGUGAGUGACAUUCAAAAAAAGAUUGGGGCCUUCCAAGAGAAGAUUGAGGCCAUGGUGGAAGAGAUUGCUUCCUUUGAGGAGAGGACUGAAUCUUUACAAACUGUGGUGAAGGCCUUCCAGGUCAAGAACCAGGAGUUCCGGGAAACCAACAAGGCCAUGCAAGAGAGGAACAAAUCACUGCAGGAGAAGAUGGAAGCCCUCGAGCAGAAGAACGUGGUCUACUGGAAGGAAUGCAAGGCCUUCUGGAAGAAGGACAAGGUCUUCUGGGAAGAGGGCGUGGCCAUCUCCAGAGACAUGAUGGUCCUCUGUGAGGAAUACAUUGCUUUGAACGACGUCCAUAAAGAAAUGGCAGGGAUGCGGAACAUGAUAAAAGUUCUCUGUGAUGCCGUGCAUUCCAUAUGUAAGGACAUCAGCGGGUUUCUGGAAAAAGAGUUACGGGACAUCACAGGUGGCACGGUUGGGAAUGGAGCUGGGGGAGAUCACACGACACCCCACCUGGGGAGCUGA